AUGAAACAUUUUUGGAAAGGCAGCGUUUAUGUAUUCUUUGCACUAACGUAUUUGGCGCUUUCUCUUGAGGCUCUAAAUAUAUUCAGUGUUCAGAAAGAUUUGGACUCUGGAAAAACAGGUCUUGAAGGAAACCUUGCAGCAAAUGAAAUGGCAAAAAGCGAUGAAUCAUAUGCACCAGCACUUAGACAAACAUUAUCAAAGAGAAAAAUUGAGAUAUUUGUGAGUCUUGCGGUACAUACCAUGCACUUACUUGCAUGUAUUAUGUUCUUUGCAACAAGUGCAAGGAAUAAAAGUUUGAAGCUGAUGGACAAGCUGUUUGGCAACAUCUUCAAACUAGGACUUGUGUUUUUAACAUUCAUGUUGAGCAUGCUGAUGAUAGACAUGAUAUUUGACUAUACUGUUGCAUUUCUUGGUAAAAACCCACCAUUUGGAACAGUGCUGCUGAUAUGCCUUUGUGCAACUGUGAUUGUUUUACCAGUGUUUGUGUUUAUAUCUACAAAGUUAUUGAGGAUAUUUGACAUUACCUUCAUAAUAGCAUGCUACCUGUCAUACUUUGCAUUGGAGAUAUUGGAGGUCAUAUUUAUUUCAGACGUGAACUCUGCCAAAAUGAUCAAGGUGGCACCAGAAAUGUUUUCGGAAAGCGUACAGAUGGUUGUGAGUGAGCAGGGAUUGUCUGAAUCCAUAUACAGAGAAAGAAUAGCUGGAAAUGAUGUGAAUGCAGCACUUAUAGGGAUUGGAAGUGAAGAAAGGAUAGAGAUAUAUGGAAGUAUACAAGACAUAGAUAAAAAAGAGUUAGAGUCCAUAAUGAUGCAUGAGGCAGGCCAUUCGUACUACAAUAGCUUAGCAAAGAAGAUCCUCGUGUUUUUCCUACUUUUGAUUACCGAGAUGGGGAUUUUGGUUUUUAUAUUUAACAAGUAUACAGACAAAUUUGUAUGUGAAAACAUUACAAAGGAGUGUUCAUUUGUUGCUUUAGCAUGCAUUUACUUUGUGUCUGUACGGCCAUGGAUAUUUAUUCUAUACAAUCUUACAUCUCAAAGCACAGAGAUAUCUGCAGACAUUCUUACAAAGAAGUACAACUAUAAUGAUACACUAGCGAGUGUUUUGUACAAAAUAUCUAUACAAUCUUUUGAAUUUCUAGCGCCUUCUCCUAUGUAUAAUUUGCUAAAUUCGUUGCAUCCAAGUACACUAUCGAGAAUUGAGUAUUUAAGUAAUUAA
Messenger RNA from Ordospora colligata OC4, 1215 nucleotides. Its product is annotated as peptidase M48 domain-containing protein. Gene Ontology annotation, molecular function: metalloendopeptidase activity. NCBI's taxonomy places the organism in Eukaryota, Fungi, Microsporidia, Ordosporidae. Gene Ontology annotation, biological process: proteolysis. Bases 1 to 1215 code for a protein of 404 amino acids. The transcript has a single exon. The record is from RefSeq and is a predicted model, not a curated record.